Messenger RNA from Cuscuta campestris, 1057 nucleotides. The record is from the annotation of a GenBank genome assembly. NCBI's taxonomy places the organism in Eukaryota, Viridiplantae, Streptophyta, Magnoliopsida, Solanales, Convolvulaceae.
CCGACCCGAAAUCCAAUCGGUCCGGGUUCGGUCUGGACCGAUUGGUCCGGUUCGAUCGGUUUUUUUGGUCUGGGCCUAAACAUGAACAGCCCUAGACGCAGCCCAAGUAGGGAGCGCUGCCUAAAGGAACUAAAGGAGCCUGAAAGAGAUAGUGGUGGAGAAUCAGGUGACAUUCAGAGCUGCGAGAAUUACAGAGGCAUCAAACUGCUUAGCCACACCAUGAAGGUUUGGGAGCGAGUCAUUGAGUAUAGAGUGCGGAAAGGGGUUAGCAUCUCUGAGAACCAGUUUGGUGUCAUGCCUGGCAUAUCGACUACAGAGGCCAUUCACCUCGUGAGGAGAUUAAUGGAAGAGUAUAGGUCUAUGAAGAAGGACCUUCAUAUGGUGUUUAUUGAUCUUGAGAAGGCGUACGAUAGGGUGCCAAGGGAGGUCUUAUGGAGGUGCCUUGAGAUGAGAGAAGUCCCCAUCGCGUACACUCGCGCGAUCAAGGAUAUGGAUGGGGUUGCACCAGGGUCUGCCCUUAGCCCUUUUUUGUUCGCCUUAGUGAUGGACGUCCUAACUCAAGGUGUUCAAGAAGGGGUCCCAUGGUGCAUGCUUUUCGCGGAUGAUAUUGUGCUUAUCGACGACACACGUGAGGGACUAAACGAUAAGUUGGAACUAUGGCGCCUUGCCCUUGAGACUAACGGAUUCAGAAUAAGUAGGAACAAGACUGAAUACAUGGAAUGUCGUUUCAGCGGCCGGGAAAUAGAAUCAGAAGUGGAUGUUAGGAUUGACUCUCACCUAGUACCUAAGGCAGACAGGUUUCGAUAUCUUGGCUCGAUAAUCCAGGCUGAUGGGGAGUUAGACGGGGAUGUUGGACAUCGUGUUGGAGUGGCUUGGGCCAAAUGGCGGUUGGCUUCAGGGGUGUUGUGUGAUCCGAAGAUUCCGCCCAGGAUGAAAGGCAUGGCGCCGGUGGAAGAUAAGUUGCGGGAAGCGAGGUUGAGCUGGGGGUCUCUUGGAAACAGCCUCCCUACUUCCGAGUAGGGGCAAGAAAUUGAAAUAAUAAUGAUUUUGAAUGGGG